AUGUUUAACAACUUCGUCGAUGCUCUUCAAAUAUGCAACUGGAUUGGAUUUCCAUCGUUGUUCAUCACUAUUACCUGCAAUCCACAGUGGCCGGAAAUUCAAAGGGCGUUGAGCGGUACUAAUUUGAGAACUGAUGACCGUCCCGAUAUUCUUGCUCGAGUUUUUAAGAUGAAGCUCGACAGUCUGAUGUCAGAUCUGAAGAAGGGCAAAAUUUUUGGUCGCAUUAGAGCAUAUGUUUGCACAAUUGAGUUUCAGAAGCGCGGUCUCCCGCAUGCGCACAUAUUGAUUUGGCUUCACAAUGAAGACAAACCGAAGACAUCAAAAGACAUAGAUAAAAUCAUAUGUGCCGAAAUCCCAGAUAAGGUAACAGACCAAAAGAUGUACGAUUUGGUUGAGAAGUAUAUGAUUCACGGCCCGUGCGGUCUAGCCAAUGAAAACUCUCCAUGCACGAAGGACGGGAUUUGCACGAAGCGAUUUCCAAAGAGUUUUGUCAACCGUACUGAGGCCGAUGCAGAUGGUUAUCCGGUGUACAGAAGAAGAGAAAAUGGGAGGACCGUGGUUAAGAAGAAAACAUAUCUCGACAAUGGUUUCGUCGUGCCUUAUAACCGUGCUCUACUGAAAAAGUACAGAGCACACAUUAUUGUCGAGUUGUGCAACCAGAAUAAGUCGAUAAAGUAUUUAUUCAAGUACGUCAACAAAGGACACGAUCGGAUCACGGCGGCAUUUUAUCAAUCAAAUAAUCCAGGUGCAACUCCUAAAAAUCGCGAUGAGAUAAAGAUGUACUACGACUGCGGAUAUCUUUCGGCAUGCGAGGCUGCUUGGAGGUUAUUUAGCUUUGACAUUCACUUUAGAGACCCACCGGUGAUUAGGUUAAGCUUUCAUCUUCAGGACAGUCAGUCUGUUGUGUUUACAGAUAAUGACUCAUUAGUUGAUGUGCUGAACAGACCAACUGCGAAGCAAACGAUGUUCCUUGCUUGGUUCCAAGCGAAUAAGUUGUACCCUAAAGCUAGAAAUUUGAGAGGUUGCACGUGUUACGAUGAUCUUAGGAAAGUCGAGGAUCACAUCUACCCAACUUUCAAAGAUGCGUGCUUUGCGCUUGGACUACUAGAUGACGACAAGGAGUACAUAGCUGGCAUAAAGGAGGCAAACGAGUGGGCCAAUGGUGACUAUGUGAGACGAUUAUUCGUCGUACUUUUGGUCGCAAAUAAUAUGAGCCGACUGGAACAUGUGUGGGAGUGUUACUGGAAAGAAUUCGCCGAGGAUAUUGAGUACAGACUGCAACAACGUCGUACCAAUUUAGGUCCAUCUGUGUCAGACGAUACUCUGAGAAAUUACGCUUUGAUUGAAAUAGAAAAUAUAUUGCAAAACAACAGCAAAAGCCUGAGUAACUUUCCCCCAAUGCCGAUUCCAAUUGGGUCGAUGACGAACAACACGGUAAAUAGAUUAGUUCUCGACGAGUUGGACUAUGACGUUGAUGCUAUGCGUGAAGAACUUAAGAAAUAUCUUUCAUCCAUUACUGAUGAGCAGAAAAAAGUGUUUGAUGAUAUCAUGGAUGCUGUUACAAAUGACAGAGGUGGACUGUUCUUUCUUUAUGGGCAUGGAAGAACGGGAAAGACUUUCAUAUGGAAAACUCUAUCGGCUGUUAUCCGUUCAAAAGGAGAAAUAGUUAUAAAUGUUGCUUCCAGUGGUAUUGCUUCGCUUCUACUUCCAGGUGGCAGAACUGCUCAUUCUAGAUUUGGACUGCCAAUAAUUGUACAUGAGAGCUCCACAUGCAGCAUCAAACAACAGAGCCUACAAGCAGAAUUGUUGUCUAGAGCAAAGCUAAUCAUAUGGGACGAGGCACCGAUGAUGCACAUGUACUGUUUCGAAGCACUCGACAAAACAAUGAAAUCUAUACUUGAUUCAUAUAUGCCAUUCGGAGGCAAGGUCGUAGUGCUUGGAGGGGGACUUUCGACAAAUUUUGCCAGUUGUGUUGAAAGCGUCGAGACAAGACAUUGUGCAUGCUACAAUCAAUUCAUCACCGUUGUGGAUGCAAUGCAAGAUGAAAUAAGAGAAUUUGCGGACUGGAUAUUGAGAAUCGGCAAUGGCGAUGCUGGCGAGAUAAAUGACGGUGAUGCCACAAUUGAAAUUCCCGAUGACAUGCUGAUUCGAAAUUCUGCAGAUCCCUUUUUGGAUCUUAUAGAGUUUGUCUAUCCGGAUCUGGUGACCAACCUUUUCACUCCCGAGUAUUUCGAAGGCAGAUCAAUCCUUGCACCCACUAAUGAAAGUGUCGGUUUUGUGAACGAUUAUUUUUUGUCGAUCAUAACUGGAGAGGAGAAGGUCUAUUUCAGCUCAGAUAGUAUGUGCAAGGAGGAGUUGUUGUCGGAUGUCAACGCAGAAAUAUAUUCACCGGAGUUUCUCAACACCAUAUCAUGUUCCAGAAUUCCACCGCAUAAGUUGACAUUGAAAAGAGGUGUUCCCGUUAUGCUCAUCAGAAAUAUCGAUCAGGCUAGAGGAUUGUGCAAUGGAACAAGACUUCAGAUUAUUAAUAUGGGAAAACACGUUCUCAACUGCAGGAUCCUGUCCGGUAAACAUGUUGGUGAUAUGGUGUUCAUUCCUAUAAUGACUUUGGUACCGUCCAACUCUGCAUUGCCUAUUAAAUUCCAACGACGUCAGUUUCCGCUGAUGGUAUCAUUCGCAAUGACAAUCAAUAAAAGUCAAGGACAAACUCUUUCUCACGUGGGCAUGUACUUGCCGAGACCUGUUUUCAGUCACGGACAUCUCUAUAUCGCACUCUCGAGGGUUAAGAGUCGAAGUGGCAUAAAUAUUUUGAUUAACUCGAAAUCUGGUGAUACGACCAAUGUUACAAAUAAUGUUGUAUACAAGGAAGUUUUUUAG
Molecule: messenger RNA, 2877 nt
Organism: Erythranthe guttata (spotted monkey flower)
Lineage: Eukaryota; Viridiplantae; Streptophyta; Magnoliopsida; Lamiales; Phrymaceae
Source: RefSeq, a predicted model, not a curated record